Solanum stenotomum is the source of this 2036-nucleotide messenger RNA. RefSeq names its product calcium-dependent protein kinase 2-like. Gene Ontology annotation, molecular function: calcium/calmodulin-dependent protein kinase activity; calcium ion binding; calmodulin binding. The record is from RefSeq and is a predicted model, not a curated record. Gene Ontology annotation, cellular component: cytoplasm; nucleus. The transcript has 7 exons. Gene Ontology annotation, biological process: protein autophosphorylation; intracellular signal transduction; peptidyl-serine phosphorylation. Bases 16 to 1740 code for a protein of 574 amino acids. NCBI's taxonomy places the organism in Eukaryota, Viridiplantae, Streptophyta, Magnoliopsida, Solanales, Solanaceae.
UCAAUCUUUGUAGAAAUGGGUGGUUGUUUCAGCAAAAACAAAUAUAUAGAGCGAGAUGGUGAAGGUAAUAGGCCAAGAACAAGAAGGGGGAACAUUCCUGCAUCAUAUCAACAUUACAAACAUCCAGUUUAUUAUCAUCCAAGACCAACCCAAGAGAGGCCUUAUAUGCCCCAACAUCCACAACAACAACAACAAAGACAUGCACACCAAGUUACUGUAAAAAGUACUCAACCAAAUGUUCCAGUAAUACAAAGAAUAGAACAAGAUCCUAUUUUGGGUAAGCCAUAUGAAAACAUUAAAGCACAUUACACACUUGGGAGAGAAUUGGGUAGGGGUCAAUAUGGAGUGAUUUAUCUUUGUACUGAGAAUUCUACUAGGCGGAAUUAUGCUUGCAAGUCUAUAUUGAAGAGGAAGCUUGUGAAUAGGAAAGACAGAGAGGAUAUUAAGAGGGAGAUUCAAAUGAUGCAGCAUUUGAGUGGACAACCAAAUAUUGUCGAAUUCAAAGGUGCUUAUGAAGACCAGUAUUCGGUGCACCUUGUGAUGGAACUUUGUGCUGGAGGGGAAUUAUUCGAUAGAAUUAUUGCCAGGGGAUAUUACUCUGAAAAAGAUGCUGCUGAUAUUAUCAGACAGAUAGUGAAUGUGGUCUAUAUUUGUCAUUUUAUGGGUGUUAUGCAUAGAGAUCUCAAGCCAGAGAAUUUCUUAUUGACUAGUAAGGAUGAACAUACAAUGAUCAAGGCAACUGAUUUUGGGCUUUCUGUUUUCAUUGAAGAAGGUAAGGUGUACCGCGAUAUAGUUGGUAGUGCAUACUAUGUUGCUCCUGAAGUAUUGAGGCGCAGUUAUGGAAAGGAAGCGGAUGUAUGGAGUGCAGGUGUUAUUUUGUAUAUUCUGCUUAGUGGUGUACCUCCAUUUUGGGAUGGUAAGAACAGAGACAAUAACAUAAUAAGAUUGUACUGGUGGUUAUUUUCUGCGUUCUCUUUUAACAUGUCUUGCCAAAUCUUUUCAGAAACUGAGAAGGGAAUAUUCCAUGCUAUACUACAAGGAGAAAUUGACUUUCAUAGUGAUCCGUGGCCAUCCAUAUCAAAUAGUGCCAAGGAUCUUGUUCGGAAAAUGCUAACACAGGAUGCGAAAAGCAGAAUCACAUCAGCAGAAGUUCUUGAACAUCCAUGGCUUCAAAGUGGAGAAGCAUCAGACAAGCCAAUAGAUAGUGCAGUGCUGUCCAGAAUGAAGCAGUUCAGGGCAAUGAACAAGCUCAAGAAACUAGCACUGAAGGUCAUUGCAGAAAAUUUAUCUGAAGAAGAAAUUAAAGGUUUGAAAGCUAUGUUUGCAAACAUGGAUACAGACAAUAGUGGAACAAUCACUUACGAAGAACUAAAAUCGGGAUUGGCCCGCCUUGGAUCAAAGCUUUCAGAGGCUGAAGUUAAGCAACUUAUGGAAGCUGCUGAUGUGGAUGGAAAUGGAACGAUUGACUACAUUGAGUUUGUUACUGCAACAAUGCAUAGACAUCGACUUGAAAGGGAUGAUGAUCUAUUCAAAGCUUUUCAGUAUUUUGACACAGACCAUAGCGGCUUCAUAACAAAAGACGAACUGGAAAGUGCUAUGAAGGAGUAUGGUAUGGGCGAUGAGGACACCAUUAGGGAAAUUAUAGUAGAGGUGGACACAGACCAUGACGGCAGGAUCAAUUAUGAGGAGUUCUGUGCGAUGAUGAGGAGCGGAACACAGCCCCAAGAUAAACUUUUUUAGUUCCUUGAAACAGUAACCUUGAAAGCAGAGCUGUUCAGCAGCCAGCACGAUGUGGAGAGCUGGGCUGCGAGAAGAGAAGAUUCAGAAAAAGCGGAAGAGGUAUUCUUGAUGUACUUGUUAUACCUGGUAUCUCCAAUCUAUUUUUAUUUGCUUUGACUACUUUGGAAAGCAGUUGGAGUACAGGAAGCAUUUUGGUGUACAUCGAAUUUAAAGCGGAAUAGCUAGUAAAAUUCAUAUAUUUAUAAUUUAUAUUCAUUCCGCCCCAAAAAGAAUGCAGUAUUACUUUUUUGAGAAAU